This is a messenger RNA of Clonostachys solani, 612 nucleotides long. Lineage: Eukaryota; Fungi; Ascomycota; Sordariomycetes; Hypocreales; Bionectriaceae. The record is from the annotation of a GenBank genome assembly.
AUGGCAGAAAGACAUACCGUUUCAAAAGUGCUCUUUGCACUCUUCCGUCUCGGAGAGUUCAUCUGUGCUGUUAUAGUGUUAGGCAUCCUCAGCCGAUUCACCUACUUGGCUAAUCUUGCUCACGUCAAUAUCGAUGGCCGUAUCAUCUACACUAUGGUCACUGCUUGCCUUGGUAUUGUGUACACGAUCCUUCUAUGCAUCCCCAUCGGUCCUCUCGUUAUUACCUUCCCAUUCGACGCUGUUAUGUUCAUCAUGUGGCUCGUGGCUUUUUGCCUCUUGGAAAGUCGAACCGGCAUCCACGCUUGCGGUUCCACGUGGUACAACAAUUAUUGGGGAUACUACUGGGGUCGAUGGUGGCGUACUGGCCCAGUCGGAGUUGUGGGUGUCAAUAAUGCUGGCUGCUCGGAUUAUAGGACGGUUCUGGCAUUUUCAUUCAUUGCCAGUAUGCUCCAUAUUGGCAGUACCCUUCUGGGUGGACGCCUCUAUCGGGCAUGGAGAAAUCGCGACCGAAAUGAGGUCUCUGACGCGCAUGACGAGAAGCAUCGACAUUUCUCCAGGCUCAGGGGUCACAAAGCCGAACCCACAAAUGCGCCAACCCCUGUUGCGGUUUAG